AUGGGUGAUAGCCAGUACUCCUUCUCUCUCACUACUUUCAGUCCUACAGGAAAGCUAGUACAGAUCGAGCACGCAUUGACUGCCGUUGGAUCAGGGCAAACUUCUCUCGGAAUCAAAGCGGCAAACGGUGUUGUUAUUGCAACUGAGAAGAAAUUGCCUUCUAUUUUAGUUGAUGAAUCAUCUGUUCAGAAAAUACAGUGUCUGACACCAAAUAUUGGAGUUGUCUACAGUGGAAUGGGUCCUGACUUUCGAGUUUUGGUUCGGAAAAGUAGGAAGCAGGCAGAACAAUAUCAUAAAUUGUAUAAGGAACCAAUUCCAGUAACACAACUUGUCAGGGAAACUGCCGCUGUCAUGCAAGAGUUUACUCAAUCUGGGUACUACGAUUUUGAAAUCACUGUUCCUUUGUCUUUUCCUCGCAGAGGUGUGAGGCCUUUUGGAGUUUCUCUGCUAGUUGCUGGUUUUGAUGACAAAGGUCCACAGUUGUACCAGGUUGAUCCAUCAGGUUCCUACUUCUCAUGGAAAGCCUCAGCAAUGGGGAAAAAUGUUUCAAAUGCAAAAACAUUUCUCGAGAAGAGAUACACUGAUGAUAUGGAGCUUGAUGAUGCUGUACACACGGCCAUUUUAACACUGAAAGAGGGGGGACAAGGAUGGAAAUAUGGAUCUGGAUUUGUUGAUGGAAUUUUCCCAGUGUUAAGUCCCAUUGCUCAGAAGAUUCUGCAAUUUAUGCAGAAGGAAGUGGAUCCUGAUAAUGUUUGGGCUGCUCUAGAUACUCUUUCCAUCACUCACGAGACUUGGGAUGAUCUUAUUAAUGUAGCUGUUCAACUUCGUCUGAAUAAACAAUGGAAUCCAAUUGCGUUGAUAUGUCAAUGGAUAUUGCACAGGAGCUCCUUCCGGCCAGAUGUCAUGUGCUACAAUUUACUAAUGGAUGCUUAUGGGCAAAAAUCUCUGCACAAGAAGGCAGAAUCAACAUAUGUUGAGCUUCUUGAAGCCAGAUGUGUACCUAAUGAAGAUACUUAUGCUAUUCUUAUAAAGACUUACUGCACUUGCAGACUGCUGGAUAAAGCUGAGGCAGUGUUUGCUGAGAUGCGGAAGUAUGGCAUUCCUCCAAGUGCAAUUGUAUACAAUGCUUAUAUUGAUGGGUUAAUGAAGGCUGGAAACCCUCAAAGAGCACUUGAGAUCUUUCAGCGAAUGAAAAAAGAUGGCUGCCCGCUGUCUACUGACACUUAUACACUGUUGAUCAACUUACAUGGGAAGGCAAGUCAAUCUUACCUGGCCUUGAAGUUGUUUAACGAAAUGAGAAGUCAAAAAUGCAGACCAGAUAUCUGCACAUACACAGCUCUGGUGAACGCAUUUGCUAGAGAGGGACUCUGUGAGAAGGCAGAGGAGAUAUUUGAGCAGAUGCAAGAAGAUCGGCAUGAGCCUGAUGUGUAUACUUAUAAUGCGCUCAUGGAAGCUUACAGUCGUGCAGGAUUUCCUUAUGGAGCUGCAGAAAUAUUUUCACUCAUGCAGCACAUGGGCUGUGAGCCAGAUAGAGCUUCAUAUAACAUCAUGGUAGAUGCGUAUGGGAGAGCUGGCUUUCAUGAGGAUGCUCAAGCAGUAUUCGAUGAGAUGAAGCGACUAGGAAUAACCCCUACAAUGAAAUCUCACAUGCUUCUUCUGUGUGCCUACUCAAAGGCGAGAAAUGUGGCUAAAUGUGAAGAAAUUGUGAACCAGAUGAGCGAAUCUGGGCUCGAACCGGACACCUUUGUCCUAAACAGCAUGUUGAACUUGUAUGGCCGGCUAGGCCAAUUUGAAAAGAUGGAGGAAGUUCUAACUGCAAUGGAAAAGGGACCUUAUGAGGCUGAUAUCAGUACAUAUAACAUCUUGAUCAACAUAUACGGACGGGCGGGAUUUUUCGAGAGAAUGGAAGGGCUUUUCCAAUCACUUCCGACCAAAAAUUUGAAACCUGAUGUUGUGACUUGGACGUCAAGAUUAGGAGCUUACUCAAGGAAGAAACUAUACACAAGAUGCUUGGAAAUAUUUGAAGAAAUGAUCGAUGCUGGAUGUCACCCUGAUGGAGGAACUGCCAAAGUACUUCUAUCAGCAUGCUCUAGUGAAGAUCAAAUUGAACAGGUCACAACUGUGAUUAGAACAAUGCAUAAGGGCAUGGAGGUUGCUCUUCCUGUAUGA
Dovyalis caffra is the source of this 2169-nucleotide messenger RNA. NCBI's taxonomy places the organism in Eukaryota, Viridiplantae, Streptophyta, Magnoliopsida, Malpighiales, Salicaceae. The record is from the annotation of a GenBank genome assembly.